Mercenaria mercenaria is the source of this 1020-nucleotide messenger RNA. RefSeq names its product cytochrome P450 2A12-like. The coding region runs from base 28 to 1020 and encodes 330 amino acids. The transcript is spliced from 4 exons. Lineage: Eukaryota; Metazoa; Mollusca; Bivalvia; Venerida; Veneridae. Gene Ontology annotation, molecular function: iron ion binding; monooxygenase activity; heme binding. The record is from RefSeq and is a predicted model, not a curated record.
UAAGUCAGCUACACAGAAGGACACAGAAUGUUCUACGCUACUUUCUUUGCUGUUAUUGUCGGACUUUGGGCUAUUUACUUAGUUUUACGAAAACGCACCUUGAAAGGAAAAGUCACCCCAGGACCAAAAGGUUUUCCAUUUAUUGGCUGUGUUCUAGAAGUUAAUGAAUACAAUCUAUAUUUCAAACUUACUGAGUAUGCGGACAAAUAUGGGGACAUUUUCCGUUUUAAAAUGUUUUCGGAAAAUAUUGUUGUGUUAAAUAGCCAAGAAAUGAUACGAAAAGCGUUUGCUGACGACACGUACAAGCUGCAUUUCAAUGAUCGUGCAAAGAUGUUCUACGGCGAAUAUUUUCGUUUUAAUAACCAGACAUUAGGUUUUGUAACAGAAGGAUUUGGAUUGUUUCACAAAGUAGCACGACAACAGUUUGUAAAAGCGGUACAUGCUUAUGGAAGUGGGCUGAAAGACGUAGAGAGAAACGUGAUGACAGAAAUGGAUCUUUUAGUGAAUCGAAUAGAACAAAUGCCAGACAUGACAUUUCAAUGUUUAGACCUUUUCAAAAGGUCUUUAUCAAAUAUUAUUUCUCUUGUGCUUAGUGGUGAACUUAUAAAUGACGAUGAUCCGGAUAUAGACAUCUUUUGGCAGCAUGUUCGCGGAGAUGACUUUUUCCUUAGUUCAGCAACAAACUCCAUCAUGACCUCAUUCCCUUUCCUUCGAUUUCUUCCCGGGAAAUAUGGCAACGAAUACAGGUAUUGUAAGCAGGCAGACGAGAAAAUUCAACAAAAGUACUUCUAUAAACUAAAGAAUACCUACAUUCCUGGAAAAUGUCGGGGACUAGUUGAUCAUUAUAUAGAGGAACAACAGAAAGAAAUGGCAGUCGGAGGCGAAAUUUUCUUCACUGAUGAACGAAUCAUUGCACAGAUUAUAGAAAUCGUAGAUGCAGAUUGUAUAGCCCUGGAGACACAGGUGAAGUUUUCAUUCAGUAACUACAUUAUAUCUGGAGACUUGCAAGCAAAAGUUUAA